CACGCACGCACGGGGAUAGUGGGGAAACGGACGAGUCGAUUUUACGAGAGUAUUCUUCGUGACGGUUUUGCGUAUCUUUGUUUAUCAGCUGUAAAAACUUGGUAUCCGCGUCCAAGGUCAAGGUGACACACGUCACAAAGGGAACGGAGAAAACGGAGCGAAAUCGCUUGGUUUUAACGGACUGUACGUGAAAGCGGUCGUCGUCGUCGUGCGUCGCGUGUUUCUCGCGCGGAGUGUACCGUAGAUGCAUGCACUCGCUGCGCACGGACGAACGUCACGGCGAAUGACAUUAAAUUUUCCAGUUAAAAAUUCGUGACGAACGAAAAUAGGGACGCGUUACUCCCGAGCUGUGUGCACGUUGACAACACUUCGCGUUACAUGGGGCAUUGAACGGUAAAGGAAACAUCAUGAACGUAGACAACGACUUGGACCAGCAUUUGUUGCGCCAGUUCAGCUGUCUAAGUACCACCGAUAAGGAUGAUCUGGUGAAGCAGCUGCAGAACGUGGUGGCCUGCAGCCAGUUAAACGAGGCGACCGCCAGGUUCUUCCUUGAUAUGAAUAACUGGAACCUCCAAGCAGCUAUAUGUAGUUACUUUGAUUUUGAAUCGCCAGGCGUUAAACUGCCGUGCAUGACGUUGAUAUGCGACAGUACUAUUGGUAAUGGGGAAUCAGUACCACCGGAUACUAAAUUUCGAAAGUCAUGGCGUGUGCAAAACAGUGGCACAGAAGUAUGGCCGGAUGGUAUCUUUUUGCAGCACACUGGAGGAAUAAUAAUGGGAUGUACAAGGGUACCGGUUCCACCCUUAGGUCCUAAAGAGACGAUAGAACUAGGUAUUGAUCUAGUUAGUCCUCCAGUUCCCGAUGUGACCUAUCAAAGUAAAUGGAGAAUGAAAACUUCAACAGGUUCUUAUUUUGGUGAUAUCAUUUGGGUGAUUAUUACAGUGAGUGAAUGUGGUACCUUAGCAGUUACUCAGCAGCUACAUCAGUUAAGUACUUCACAGUCUAAUGAUGUACAAAUGUGUUAGCCCUUGAUAUCCGGAGACUUCCCUUAAAUUUUUUUCAUUUUUAAAAUAUUUUUUGAUUAUUUUCAAUCAAGCAAGCGAACACACGAUUUAUUCAUUAAAAGCUGCUGCUUUAAAUAAUAGGAAGUAUAUAUUUUCUGCUACAGAUGUAACAAUAAAAAAUAUUUCCAGCAGAUGUUUACAUGAUUUAAGGAAGUACUGGAUUCAAAUACUUUAUAGAGAUAAUUGUAAUUUUUAUUAGAUUCAAAAGUUGUUUACAUAAGGCCUUUUAACGUCCAUGCUUGUCAGUUACGUCAUUGAAAUAUUCUUUGUUUCUUUGUGAUUGUAAUACGUGUUGUGGUGAAAUACUUACGAUUUUCACUUACGAAACUUAAAAUUGUAACGGACACGUAUGGACCAUAUUCAAGACCGGUACUGAAAGAAAUUGAUAUAUAUGUAUGUAUGUAUAUAUAUGUAUAUACAUAUAUAUAUAUACACACACACAUAUAUAUAUAUAUACAUAUAUAUUAUAUAUAAAUAUAAAUAUAUAUACAGGGCUAAGUAAUUGAGACAGGCUAUAAUUUCGUUACUGCUGAAGUUAAAAAAAUAUCAUAAAGGAAAGCUUUGCACUAUUCGACAGACUUUAUUGUACCGCUAUACUACUUUUUUUUAUCAAUACAUUCAUGUAGUUAUAAACUGCUGCUGCACUUUUUUUUAACGAAACUCUGGUUUUUUUUACGUAAAUCGUUAUUUUUAAUAUUUACUGAAAGUACGCUGUUAAUAAAUAAGAUAGUAGGGUAGUGAUCCAAAUAUAACAAAGUAUAUGCACAAUGCUGAAUAUUCACAAUCAGAUAUCUAAAACAAAUACUUAAUUUUCAAUGAUAGUAUCUUAAGCUUUUCUUAUGUAAAAUAAUGCAAAGAAAUUUUGUGAAAAAAUAUGGUUUCAUUUUUUAAAAAAUGUGCAGUUGGACUUUGCAAUUGUAUCAAUGCAUUUCUGACAAAAAACUGGUAUUGCACUACGAUAGAGCUUGUUAAAUAGGGUAAAGAUUUUCCUUUACCAUUUUUUUCAAACUUCAAUAAGAACAAAGUUUUAGUCUAUUCGAGGUACUUAGGUACACCUUGUAUGUAUAUGUACAAUUAUUAAGAUACGAGUUUAUUAAAAACAUAAUUUUUAUUAGGAAAUAAAAUAUAGAUAUGGUUAGAAAUUGUGAACUUGAAUUAUAUGGAUUCAAUCAUUUGAAAUUGUAUUGGAAAUGUUUACUUUUUCAACAUCGAUUCUGUUUAUCAGAAAAUGAUAUGCAAUAGUCGUUUAUCUAAUGGUUAAACCGCCAUCGCCAUAGUAAUUUUCGCAUGUGGUUUGUAACCGAUUAAUUCAAAAUCUUCCGCUACAAAAUCGUCGAUAUUUUCAACGUUCCUAACAAUUUUUAAAUGUGGAAACGGUUUCGGCUCGCGUCCUAUCUGUUCCUUAAGCGCGGAUAUAUGAUUGAGAUACACGUGGCAGUCACCCAUUGUAUGUACAAAUUCACCUGGCUAAGAAUAAACAAGAAAAUAUAAGUUUCAGUUGAAAAUUCA
Molecule: messenger RNA, 2573 nt
Organism: Nomia melanderi (Alkali bee)
Lineage: Eukaryota; Metazoa; Arthropoda; Insecta; Hymenoptera; Halictidae
Product: protein ILRUN
Biological process (GO): macroautophagy
Cellular component (GO): phagophore assembly site
Molecular function (GO): ubiquitin binding
Source: RefSeq, a predicted model, not a curated record